UUCCCCAGGGCACAAUUAAAACCCCUAUAAAAGGCUAGACUCCCAGUUAGCUAGCACACUUGACAGCAGUGUCAGCGAGCACUUGGCUUCUUCCUCUGGUGAAGUGGGUUUACUUAAAUUUGAAAGAAAGAAAAAAUGUCUCCACUUCUAAGAAGCGUUAUUGAUAUCGCUGAAAUUUUCGAUCAUUAUGCCACACAUAGUUGUGAUGGAGCAUCGUUAAGCAAGAAAGACCUGAAGAACCUCCUUGAAAGGGAACUUGGAACUGUUCUUCAGAGACCACAUGACCCUGAGACGGUAGACCUGACCCUAGCACUUCUGGAUCGCGACUCCAACGGGCGUGUUGACUUCAACGAAUUCCUCCUGUUCCUUUUCAAGAUUGCUCAAGCUUGCUAUUAUGCUCUCGACCAGGCCUCGGGGCUAGAUGAGAAGAGGAACGUGUCACAAGAUCGUAGGCAAGAAGACCAAAGGAGAUUCGAGCCCCGGGAGGUACAACGGGACGAAGAACUAGGGCGCCGAACCAGGCAGAAGAGACAUGAGCAAGAUGAGCGCACUGUGGAGCAGAGGAAGAGGCAAGAGAGACUGGAGCAGGAAGUGCAAAGACGAGAACUGCAAGAACUGGAGGAGCGCCUUGCAGAGAAAGAGCCACUAAGCAGGAGCCAGGGUCCUGAUGCUGAGGAAUUUUCUGAGGAAGAGAACUUGCGAGAGAGGCAAGAACUCAAGAGCAAGGACCGGACCGAAGAGAGACAGCUGCAGAAGAGCAGAAGAGAAGAGCUGCGCGACCCCCAGCUGAGGCGCGACCCCCAGCUGAGGCGCGAGCAGGAGCUGGUGGCUGAGGAGGAUGAGCAGACUCGUCUCCAGGAGCCUGAUGACAGCUUUACCCAGAGCUGGCAGCGGCAGCUCGAAAGGGAGGCAGAAGCCCGUCAGAACAAAGUCUACUCCAGGCCUCGCAGACAGGAGCAGGAAGAGCGCCAGCUGCGGGAGCAGGGGCAGCGCCGCGACCUCCGACCGCAGCGUCCUGCUGAGGAGGAGCGCCUGGAGCAAGAGCAGCGGUUCCGCGAGCCGGAGCAGCAGCGCCGGGACGCCAGUAGGAGCCGGCAACUGCAAGAAGAAAGGCAGAGCCAGCAGAGGGAGGAGGAGCUACGUGAGGAGAGGCUGCUGCAAGAAGAGGCGCGGCGGCGCCAGCAGCGGGAGAGGAAAUACCUCCAGGAGGAAGAGCGGCUGCAGCAGGAGGAGGAGCGGCUGCAACGGCAGGAAGAGCAGCUGCAGAGGGAGAAGAGGCGCCUGCAGCAGGAAAGGAGGUAUCAAGAGGAGGACCUGCAGCAGGAGGAAGCGCGGCUCCAGCAGGAGGAAGAGCGGCUGCAGCAGGAGGAAGAGCGGCUGCAGCAGGAAAGAAGGCGCCUGCAGCGGGCGAGGCAGUAUCAAGAGGAGGACCUGCAGCGGGACGUAGAUCAGCGUAGGGAUCUGAAAUGGCAGUGGCAACCAGAGAAAGAAAAUGAAGCUCGCCGUCACAGGCUCUUCUCCAAACGCAGGGAGGAUGAAGAAAAGACCCGGCAGCUGGAAGAUUCCCUGGAGCAAGAGAGACGGUUCCGUCAGGAUCGGCGGCCUCUGCCAGAAGAAGCGGAAGAGAGGAGGGAGCUGGAGCAGGAGAGGAGGCGCCAACUGCAGCGCGACCAGCAGUUCCUAGAGGAAGAGCGGCUGCAGCGAGAGCACCAAAGGGAAGCCGCAAGACGGCGUGAGAAGUCCCAGGAGGAAGAGCAGCUCCUGAGAGACUCGAGAAGACGGCCCCUAGAGAGGGAUGCCAAGUUCCUCGAGGAGGAAAAGCAGUUGCGGAAGGAACGGGAAGAAAGGAGGCGGCGACAAGAACAAGAGAGGCAAUUCCAGGAGGAGGAGGAGCUGCGCUACCAAGAACGGGAGAAAGAACUAAGGCAGGAGCGCAGCAGAAAAUCCUGUGAGGAACAAGAGCUCCACCAGCAGCGCGAGGCAGACCAGCGUCGGCAGGAGCUGCGUGAGGAAGAGCAGAGGCGCCAGCAGCGUGACAGGAGAUUCCGCCAGGAGGAAGAGCUUCGUCAGGAGCAGCGUGACAGGAGAUUCCGCCAGGAGGAAGAGCUUCGUCAGGAGCAGCGUGACAGGAGAUUCCGCCAGGAGGAAGAGGAGCAGCGCCGCCAGCAGCGUGACAGGCGAUUCCGCCAGGAGGAAGAGCUUCGUCAGGAGCUGCGCGAGGAAGAGCAGCGCCGCCAGCAGCGUGACAGGCGAUUCCGCCAGGAAGAAGAGCUUCCUCAGGAGCUCCGUGAGGAAGAGCAGAGACGUCAGCAGCGUGACAGGAGAUUCCGCCAGGAGGAAGAGCUUCGUCAGGAGCUCCGUGAGGAAGAGCAGAGACGUCAGCAGCGUGACAGGCGAUUCCGCCAGGAGGAAGAGCUUCGUCAGGAGCUCCGUGAGGAAGAGCAGAGACGUCAGCAGCGUGACAGGAGAUUCCGCCAGGAAGAAGAGCUUCGUCAGGAGCUGCGCGAGGAAGAGCAGAGACGUCAGCAGCGUGACAGGCGAUUCCGCCAGGAAGAAGAGGAGCAGCGCCGCCAGCAGCGCGACAGGAGAUCCCUCCAGGAAGAAGAGCUUCGUCAGGAGCUGCGCGAGGAAGAGCAGAGGCGCCAGCAGCGUGACAGGCGAUUCCGCCAGGAGGAAGAGCUUCGUCAGGAGCAGCGUGACAGGAGAUUCCUCCAAGAGGAAGAGGAGCAGCGCCGCCAGCAGCGCGACAGGAGAUUCCGCCAGGAGGAAGAGCUUCGUCAGGAGCUCCGUGAGGAAGAGCAGCAGAGACGUCAGCAGCGUGACAGGCGAUUCCGCCAGGAAGAAGAGCUUCGUCAGGAGCUGCGCGAGGAAGAGGAGCAGCGCCGCCAGCAGCGUGACAGGCGAUUCCGCCAGGAAGAAGAGCUUCGUCAGGAGCUCCGUGAGGAAGAGCAGAGACGUCAGCAGCGUGACAGGCGAUUCCGCCAGGAAGAAGAGGAGCAGCGCCGCCAGCAGCGCGACAGGAGAUCCCUCCAGGAAGAAGAGCUUCGUCAGGAGCUGCGCGAGGAAGAGCAGAGGCGUCAGCAGCGUGACAGGCGAUCCCGCGAGGAAGGAGAGCUUCGUCACGAACUGGAGGAAGAGCAGCUUCAGGACAGAAAGUUCCUCCGGGAUCAAGAGCUCAGGCGCGACAGAAAGUUCCGUGAAGCAGAGCGCCUCCAGGAGCUUGAGGAAGAGCAGCUGCGAGAUCGAAAAUUGAGAGCAGAGGAGCAGCUUCGCAGGGAGCGCGAGGAAGAGCGGAGGCGAGGUCAGGAAUGUGACAGAAAAUUCCGCAGGGAACAAGAAUUCCGCCAGGAAGUGGAGGAAGAGCAGCCCAGGGAUAGAAAGUUACGUCGGGAACAAGAGCUCAGGCGGGACAGAAAAUUCCACGAUGAAGAGCGCCUCCAAGAACUAGAGGAAGAGCAGCUGAGACACCAGGAACGUGACAGAAAAUUCAGAGAAGCAGAGCGCCGCCAGCAACGUGACAGAAAAUUCCAUGAGGAAGAAGAGCGACUCCAGGAACUGGAGGGAAAGCAGCUGAGAGAUCGAAAGUUGAGGGUGGAGGAGCAGCUUCGCAGGGAGCGCGAGGAAGAGCGUAGGCGCGAACAGGAAUGUGACAGAAAAUUCCGCAGUGAACAAGAAUUCCGCCAAGAAAUGGAGGAAGAGCAGCCCAGGGAUAGGAAGUUCCGCCGUGAACAAGAGCUCAGGCGUGACAGAAAAUUCCGUGAAGAAGAGCGCCUCCAGGAACUGGAGGAGGAGGAACUGAGACGCCAGGAACGUGGCAGGAAAUUUCUUGAGGAAGAAGAGCGCCGUCAGGAGCGUGACCGAAGAUUCCGCAGAGAACCAGAGCUCCAGAAAGAACGCGAGGAGCAGCAGCGGCGCCGCCAGGAACUCGAGGAAGAACAGCUUCGCUUUGAGGAACAGCAGCGUCGACACCAGGAACUGGAGCAACAGCUUCGCCAAGAACGUGACAGGAAAUUCCGGGAGGAGAAGCAGCUGCGCCAAGAACGUGAGGAACUGCAGUUGCGGAGGCAGAAACGAGAUGGUCAGUACCUAGCUGAGGAGCAGUUUGCCAGGGAUAAGAUUCGUCGUCAGGAACAAGAACAACGUCAAGAAGAGGAGCAAAGACGUCGCCAAGACCUGGAGAGAAAAUUUCAAGAAGAGCAGAUCCAUAGGCAGGCGGAGCAGAGGCGCCGCCAAAUCCUGGAGACUGGCACACGCCAGUUUGCCAAUGUCCCAGUGCGUUCCAGCCCUCUCUAUGAAUACAUCCAAGAGCAGAGGUCUCAGUACCGCCCUUAAAGGAUGCUGCGGAAGUCCUGGCACCAGCCAAUUUAUUUUUUCUUUUUCAAGCAAAGGAAGAUGAGAAACGCUGGGCAUCAAAUGAUAGCUCACGUGUUUCUGGUUGUGGGAAAACUCUCUGGUCUUAGAAUGUCUUUUUCAGAAUCUUAAACUAUACCUGUUUCAUUUCUUUCUAUUCUUUCAUUCUGCCUCCUGUAGUUCUUUAUUGCAAGAUGUCUUUGUUCUUUAGUGCAAACUUUUAAAAAAAGAAGUCAUUUAAUUUUUUAAAGGAA
Phodopus roborovskii (desert hamster) is the source of this 4604-nucleotide messenger RNA. RefSeq names its product trichohyalin (gene Tchh). Gene Ontology annotation, biological process: intermediate filament organization. Gene Ontology annotation, molecular function: calcium ion binding; transition metal ion binding. The coding region runs from base 136 to 4332 and encodes 1398 amino acids. NCBI's taxonomy places the organism in Eukaryota, Metazoa, Chordata, Mammalia, Rodentia, Cricetidae. The transcript has 3 exons. The record is from RefSeq and is a predicted model, not a curated record.